CGACCUCCUGGUGUACGAGUGGUGACGCUGAACUGGGGGAUUUGAGAACAAAGAGUUUCUGCAAGCACUUCCUGGGAAAAUGCUCUGAGAGAGGUCAAGGACUUCAUCUGGUUUAUGAAUCUCAGACAAAAGCAUCCAUCCUGCAUCAGUAGUUGUGAUCAGAAUGGUCCUGACUCAGACCUUCACCAUCUCUCUACUGAUGUAAGCAACGAAAAUUGCAUCUCCUGGAUAAGCAGGUCCUCACUGCCCUGUGAAGCCGCUCUGGCCGCCAGCCCCACCUCGACCUGCUGCUUGGCUCUGUGUUCCCGUUCAUGGAAAUGCCCCAGAAUUCAACAGGAGAAAAUAGCUUUUGUUUCACUCAGACACUCAACUUCUCCCACCCAUCUCCUCCUCCUGGUGAGGCUGACUGGACCUGUGAUGCCCUGAGUGGGCGAGAGGCAUGCAGCACCCCGCUGAGUAACGGCACCGCAUCUUCCAGCGCACCCAGCCCCUCUGACUCAUGUGCCGAACCCCUCUGCUCCACCACCCUGGGACAGGAGACCCAGUUCAACAAAGGGAUUAAAUACGUCUCGGCCGAAGAGGAGGAACUGGCAUGCGGCUGGGGGCGAUUCACCCCUGGAUGCUUACAGCUUUUUAACACGUCCAAGGGUAUCUUGUUCUUCCUCUGUGUGGCCUCCUUCCUGCAAGGCAUGACGGUGAAUGGCUUCAUCAACACGGUCAUCACCUCCAUCGAGCGGCGCUUUGACCUCCGCAGCUACCAGAGUGGGCUGAUCGCCAGCUCCUAUGACAUCGCAGCAUGCAUCUGCUUGACCUUCGUCAGCUAUUUUGGGGGGAACGGCCACAAACCGCGAUGGCUGGGUUGGGGUGUGCUGGUCAUGGGCUUGGGCUCCCUGCUCUUCGCCUUGCCCCACUUCACCACGGGACCAUAUGAGGCACAUUCGGCAGCAGAGUUGGGCAUCUGUGGGGGGAACCAGAGCCUGCCCUGCACCCAGGCUGCCUCCAGCCUCUCCAGCUACAGGUUUGUCUUCAUGCUGGGGCAGUUCCUGCACGGGAUGGGAGCCACGCCGCUCUACACGCUUGGCGUCACCUAUUUAGAUGAAAACGUCAAGACUAACUACUCCCCUGUGUACAUCGCUGUUUUCUACACUGCUGCAAUCCUUGGCCCUGCAGCGGGUUAUCUGGUAGGAGGAAUGUUUCUAAAUAUUUAUACUGAAAUUGGCAGAGAGAUUGACAUAGCCCCGGAGAACACGCUGUGGGUGGGAGCAUGGUGGAUUGGCUUUCUCGGGGCUGGAGCAGCCUCCCUCCUCAUCUCCAUCCCCAUCCUGGGGUACCCACACCGCCUCCCAGGAUCCCAGCGGUAUAUUGUUAUGAGGGUGUCCGAGGCUCAUCAGCUGAAAGAUGGGAGCCACAAAAAAGCAUCGGAUCCAGACUUUGGGAAAACAGUUAAAGAUCUGCCUCGGUCAGUACUGCUGCUUCUGAAGAACCCCACCUUCAUCUUCCUCUGCUUAGCAGGAGCAACCGAAGCCACCCUCAUUGCUGGGAUGUCCACCUUUGGACCCAAGUUCCUGGAGUCUCAGUUUAGUUUAAGUGCCUCUGAAGCUGCUACAUUUUUUGGUUAUCUUGUCGUGCCAGCCGGAGGGGGAGGCACAUUCCUGGGAGGAUUCCUUGUGAAUAAAUUUAAACUCCGCUGUUCAGGAAUCAUCAAAUUGUGUUUACUUUGCACGGUGUCAAGUCUGCUGGCUAUUUUCAUUUUUUUUAUUCACUGCCCUAACAUGCCGAUGGCAGGAGUAACCCAGAUGUAUGGGGGAAGUGCUUUGCCUGGUGGCCACCUAAACCUGACAGCAGCCUGCAACGCCGAGUGUGGCUGUCUACAGGAGACCUACAGCCCUGUCUGUGGGAGUGAUGACAUUAUGUAUUACUCUCCCUGCCAUGCUGGCUGCAAAAAAGUGUCCGAAAAGCUCAGAAAUGGCAAGAAGGUCUAUUAUGAGUGUAGCUGUGUUGACAAAACCCUCCAGUCCAGCCCUGGCCAUGCAGAGGCAGGGAAAUGCACCUCCUCUUGUGCGAAAAAGCCUCUGCUCCUGUUCUUCAUGUUCGUGGUGAUCCUCUUCACAUUCCUGAGCAGUAUUCCUGCACUGACUGCCACUCUGCGGUGUGUCUCCGACAGGCAAAGAUCAUUCGCGCUCGGGAUCCAGUGGAUUGUAGUACGAACACUAGGAGGCAUUCCUGGCCCCAUUGCCUUUGGGUCCAUGAUCGAUAAAUCCUGCCUGCUCUGGCAGGACCAGUGCGGCGAGCAAGGUUCUUGCUACGUUUACCAGAACUCGGCCAUGAGCCGAUACACCCUCGUCGCUGGACUGGUCUACAAGGUGCUCGGGACGGCCUUCUUUAUAGUCGCCUGUUUACUCUACAAACCCCCACCACCAGAAUCUGUUCCAGGCAGCUCAGAUGCAUCUGAAAAUGGCAACUGUGACCUCCAGGAACACAAACCUUCGCUGCCAGCUGAAGAGGAUAUAUAGCGCUUGUACGCAUGGAAGUGACUUUCUUAGUCUCAAAGAUAAGAUGAGAAGGCAUUAUAAAGUCCUAAGGGGUUUUUAAAUUAAUAGUAAUAUCACUUUUGUAGUUCAAGAGAAAUAAUUUAAUUAACCACUGAUGUGCUUGCUAUUUUCUUAACAGCAGGAGCACAUGGAAAAUUGUGUGCUGAUGCCAUAUGCAGUUAUUUAAUUCUAUUUAAAGAAAGGGCUACCUUAGCUUUAUUCUGUCUGUGACAAGCAAGGACUGCAUUCUCCACUCGUGGAAAUAAGCACCGGUAACUCCAAUGGAGCACGUGGGCUUUAAACCACCAGAGGACCUGGACCCUCACAUCUCAAUUGUAAAGCCAACUGUAGCAAAACUUCUAUUGAGACUUCCCAUGCCUGAAAAGAGCUCUGCUGCCCUGAAGUCUGCAUUGCGAAGAGGACGACUGGCCCUUAAACUACUGUAUGCAAAGCAGACAGCCCCAACAGUGUCCUCCUCCUUCCUGUGACACACUGCGUUGCUCAUUUUGUUCAGGAGCAGGUUAUUUCAUUAUGCAAAUUCACAUUACUGGGCAAUGAGAGAGAGGUUUGCCAUGAGAUUUGUCUAACAAAUUCAUCAGGACACUACAGGUAACCUUCUCUGAGAGCUGCCAAGCCCUGUAUGUUCACUGCCUCAUUUCUUUGCAGGGUUUACAUCGUGAUGGCACUUCUUUCUUUAUUUUUUCUUGCGUUAUUUGAAGGUGAUGCCUUUUGUAAUGUACUGUGCAAAACUUGAACUUCUUUCUUGCUGUUUGUUGGGUGCGGGAAGACAUGAGGUACAGAUCUAUGCAAUGCUUUUCUUUGCUUGCUCUGUAAAGACAUUGAGUUUGGGUAGAUGAGGAAAGUCAGAAUGAUUUUAAUUUGUCUCUAGACAGCUAGUUUAAGAGAUUGCUUGCCCUAGUGACAGACUGCCUUGGGAAAGGGGGAUGCUGACUUGUAACUGGCCUGCUUGCAAGUAGAGAAGGCAGCGUUCCCACAAUGACUUUUGAAUGUGCACUUGCAAUACUGACCAGGACUUUGCCGAGGGGGAAAAGUGGAGUGUGGGCAGGUGUUAUGUCUGGCUUCCCCUUCAACGCGGAUCAGGCGAGGUUAGUGCUUAAUAUACCUGUAUUUACACAGCCACACAAUCCAGGUACAGCUCUGGGGGAGGGCUGUGGCCAGCCCUGGAGUCUGACACUGUAUAAACCAUGUUCACCGGGAUGGGACCUCCAUUGAGCUGCAAAACUGGUGGUGCUUUUCUGGCAGCUGCUACUUAACAUUACUUUGUAGAUGUUUUUGUAUAUUUUGUGUAUUUAUGCUUUCAUAAAUGGACACAGGAUUAGCAUUUGCUUCCAUCAUUAUCAAAGGACCAACUCUCAGAGUGGAGGUGAAGCUGUUCCCCUGGCAGAUGGGGACAGUGGCACUGGGAGCGUGGUCGAUCUCCAGGUUGAUCAUUACUCCUCAAACAGCGGUUGAGAAAGAAGCUUCUUCCAUUUGCAGAUUGCUUUCCACAUAGUGACCUUCUCAUUUCCAAAGCCCUUGUUUCCCAGCCUCUGGCGAGUACUGGGAGAGGCUUGAGCAUCUCCAGGAAAAAUUAGAAGUGCUAAGGGUGAGAGGGAGGGUGGCUUUUGGCUGCUGGAACAUGGGCAGCUGGUGCAGCUUUGGGGCACAGCACGCAGUACAGCCCUGUUUUUCAGGGGUUAGACCCACAGACACAGGAAUUAACCUCAACACCACCCAAACACCAAAGGCUUCUUUGUAAUUUUCACCUGGGUUUGGAGCCUGUCUCCAAGUCCUGCCCAGCGAUUGCUCUUCUCAGCUAACAGACAUUUCAGGUACAAGCAGGGACCUUAGAUGGGGAAAACACAUGAAUGUAUCUUGGAAACAUAUUUUAUGUAUUGAGGUAUUUAUGAAAGGUAGAAGUUUUCCUUAAUAUAUAUAUAUAUAUGGAUAUUGCAAUGCAAUUCUGAUGUUUAUAAAAUGAGCUUAUCCAAGUGUGGUGCUUUGAGAGCAAAAGAAAACUCGCAGAUUCUGGGCAUUUGUUAUGUUGCCGUGGGACCAAUAAUUCAUGGAUUUAAGCAAGCAGCAACAUGGCUUUCCUGUUCUAUAAAAAGAUUAUAUAGGUGUACAGGUAACUUAAAAUAUUUGAAAGUAUGUUUCUCAGUCUCAUAUGAAGUAUUAUAUUGCUAUAAAAGCAUAGAAAUAUAAUCAGUAUUUCACAGGUACUUGUGUGUGUGUUUUUC
Molecule: messenger RNA, 4771 nt
Organism: Cuculus canorus (common cuckoo)
Lineage: Eukaryota; Metazoa; Chordata; Aves; Cuculiformes; Cuculidae
Gene: SLCO4A1
Product: solute carrier organic anion transporter family member 4A1
Exons: 12
Coding region: 312-2513 (733 amino acids)
Biological process (GO): transmembrane transport; sodium-independent organic anion transport
Cellular component (GO): membrane
Molecular function (GO): protein binding
Source: RefSeq, a predicted model, not a curated record